GCGUUGCAUUGUGGGGAUAUAAAUACAGCGCAGGACAGCUGGGAGCACAAAGGAAUGAAAACAGCACCUCAACAAACUUUUAACUUCAACCUGGUGUGAUGUGAGUUAAUGUGAGCGUUUAUUCAACUGUGAGUUUUGGCGGCUGGCAGGCUGACAACUGCCUGAGAAGCGCAGGGAAUGUGAGUAAUCGGAGGGAAGCGGCAGGGCGCACCGCUGUCUCCGACUAUCGCUGGUUUUUGUCAGCUGAGCUGUUUGCAUCCCGAGGCCCUGCCGAUAUAACGGGACUCAUCAGAGAAGGACAUAUUUCCUGUACCCAGUCAUAAACUGACCAUCAUGGGGGUCAAAACCUUCACCCACAGCUCGACCUCCCACAGCCAGGAGAUGCUGGAGAAGCUCAACGCUUUACGCAAUGAGGGUCACUUAUGUGAUGUCACCAUUCGGGUCCAAGACAAGCUCUUCCUGGCCCACAAAGUGGUCCUGGCCUGCUGCAGUGAAUUCUUCCGCUCCAAAUUGGUGGGCCGGCUAGAGGAGGACAACUUUGUGUUGGACCUUCAUCAUGUGACCGUUAGUGGCUUCGCUCCUCUGUUGGAAUAUGCCUACACGUCUACCCUUUCUAUUAGCACAGAAAAUAUAAUAGACGUGCUAGCAGCUGCAAGUUACAUGCAGAUGUUUGCUGUUGCUAGCACAUGUUCAGAGUUUAUGAAGUCUAGUAUUCUGUGGAGCCCGAGUAACAACAUCAACAAUAACAACAACAACAACAACAUUACAGCAGAUAAACCACAUGAAUCAGCACCAGAGAGCGCCUCAUCAAACUGUGCCCUGACGCCGUUGGAUGGCAGUGUGUCACCUGUUUCGUCUGACUGUAGCGUGAUGGAGAGAAACGUUCCUAUAUGCCGUGAAUCACGACGGAAACGCAAAAGCUUUGUAACCAUGGCAUCGCCAGAGAGUCCGCUCAAAUGCACUACACAGAUGGUCACCACCUCCCCGCAGAUCCCCAACCCGUCCCCUUCAUUCUCAGACAGCACAGCCCAGCCUGUGGAGUCCUCCCUGGCCUUCCCAUGGACUUUCCCGUUCGGUAUCGACCGGAGGUUCCACUCAGACAAAUCAAAGCUCCCAGAGAGCCCUCGUUGUUUAGAGCAGGGCACCCCAGGGACCUCCGAGGUGAUAGUCGGCCGGCGGCUCAGUGACUUCCUAACGUGUGAAAGCUCCAAGGCGGUGUCGUCGCCAGUGCCGGCAGAGGAGGAAGAUGUGAGGGUGAAGGUGGAGCGUCUCAGUGAUGAGGAGGUCCAAGAGGCAUCCUCGCAGCCGGUCAGUGCCUCCCAGAGCUCGCUGAGUGACCAGCAGACGGUGCCAGGGAGUGAACAGGUCCAAGAGGAGCUCCUCAUCAGUCCACAGUCGUCCUCUAUAGGGUCGAUGGAUGAGGGAGUGUCUGAGGGCUUGCCGUCAAUGCAGAGCACCUCUAACACUGGAGGACACGCAGAAGAUGAUGAAAGGUUAGAAGGUAUUCAGUAUCCAUACCACCUCUAUAUCAGCCCCUCAGCCAGGCCUGGCACCAAUGGCCCCGACAGGCCCUUCCAAUGUCCAACCUGCGGAGUCAGAUUCACACGCAUUCAAAAUCUGAAGCAGCAUAUGCUCAUACACUCCGGCAUUAAGCCUUUCCAGUGUGACCGCUGUGGGAAAAAGUUCACACGGGCCUACUCCCUAAAGAUGCAUCGGCUGAAGCACGAAGGUAAACGCUGUUUCCGGUGCCAGAUUUGUAGCGCCACAUUCACGUCCUUCGGUGAAUAUAAGCACCACAUGAGGGUCUCCCGACACAUAAUCCGCAAGCCGCGGAUUUACGAGUGCAAAACGUGCGGGGCCAUGUUCACCAACUCUGGCAAUUUAAUUGUACACCUGAGGAGUCUGAACCAUGAGGCAUCCGAACUAGCAAACUACUUCCAGAGCAGUGAUUUCCUCGUGCCCGACUACCUGAGCCAGGUACAGGAGGAGGAGGAGGCGCUGGGAGUCCAGUAUGAGCUGGAGGAGUCCGAACAUCACCCCGUCUACCCGGGCAGCACCUCCACCACCACUGCAGCAUCGUCCUCCUCCUCAGUCCAGAUGCCCGUCAUCUCCCAGGUCUCCUCCUCUACCCAGAAUUGCGAGAAUUCCUCCGGCUUCCUUUCACCCGAGCCCCUGGACCCCCUGGAAGCCCCAGCCUCCCUCAAGAUGGACGCUGAUGAGACGGCCGCCAUGACAGAGGACACCAAGUUGGACAACAGUGUAGACGGCAGUUCCCCAGAGGUGUUUGAAGAAGAACAGCAGCAGCAGCAUGCCCAGGGCAAGGAGCUGGCUUCCAUUACCAUAGAGUGAUUCAAGCCUUCUACUUUCCCACCAUGUCUUAUUUUGCAGUCAUGUCAUAUGGGAAUAUCUGUUGAAAUGCCUUUGCGGCUAAAAGGGAUAACUUGGACAUGUGCACAUGUUGAAACCUCAUCAUGUGAAGCCAACAAGAUGCCAUGAUUGAAGUUUUCUCAAGACUUCCACACGCAACACAGAUGCACUUAUUUGAAUUCAUGUUUUACAACAAGCCAAAUCCAGCAAAGUAAGUUAGAAUUUCCUUUGUUAUCUUUUAAAUGAUUUUCCCCAAAUAUGACUGAAGCAAUUUUCUUGUUGGUGACAUGAGAUUUCAUAAAAUCUGAGUUCAGUCCACCUCCGAACCUAAGUUUCAAAGUAGUAUUUUUUUGCGAUGCACCGAUCCCAUUCUGAUAUUGGGCCGAUACUGACUCAAAUAACUGGAUCAGGUUUUGGUGACAAUGGGGCCGAUCUAUUCAAUUCAAAUAUACAAUAUACAUUAUAUACUGAAAUUUUAAUUCCUGUUUAAGUUUUAAAUAAUUUGUUGCUGCAUAUAAAAAAAGUUUUUUUACCAAGUUGCUGGUGCACGAUUUAUUUUAAUAAUAUAGGCUAAUUAUUAUAAUUAUGAAUAUUAUAAUAUCAUUUGUUAUUUUAAUAAUGCAUAACAAUUCAGUAAUUGUCUAUCCAUGUAUUUAUGUAUUAGACUUUGCUAUACAAAGUUAGGAAAGAAAUGUUAAAGUCCAGCCUGAUGUUGCCUUACAUAUAACAGAAUGAUCCCAGUCUCUUCCACACAGUGAGGCAUACAGCUUAUUAAUUUACCACUGUUAUCGGAAUCAGGACGGAAAAAGUUGGAUCGGUGCAUCCCUAGUAUUUUUCAAAUGAAGCAAGUGAACAGUAUUUUUUUAAGAUUCGUUUUUAGGAAGGUUUCUUUUUCCCAUAUGACGUGAGUGCACCUCCAGCUAAAGUCAUUUUUGUCUUAGCCAGUUUGAGGUCUGUUAAAUCCAAGCCUUGCCCUACUUUUGGAAAGUGCCUGAGAGUUCCCAUUUGAGCAAAGCAACGUGUAGAGGAAAAAGAGGUCUUGACUUUGCCGACAGUGACAAAUCAAGUCUUUACAAACUGAGCUAAAGAAAAAAACAUUGUAUUUCAUUUGUAGUGAUACUGCUAGUUUGUAUGGGCAGCGACUGUGCUAUUCCUUCAGUGCCGUCACUAUAGGCAAACUGUUUAAUGUCAAUAUUAUCUAUAUUGCAAUAGCUUGUACUGUAGUUUUACUAUUUGAAUGCUGUGUGUGUUGGGUGUUGUGAAAUAUGAUAUGUCAGGUGUGUGUAUGUGCAUUUCUUUUUUAUCUAUAUAAACAAAGUACAUUUCAUUUUUAAAUGUUUAAAACUUGAAAUUAUAUUGACUGAGUAUUCCCUUAAGACAUUUGUGCAGUAUAUAUUUUUUCUGACACAGUACAAGUUAUUUUUUUUUAACACUGUUAUAAAAUCAAAUCUUGCAUCUCCAAAAAACUAAAUGCUAAUAGUUUAGUAAAACUUGGAUCAGCACUGAUGCAUCUUUUUGUUUCAAAAUAAACCAAAUAAAUGACCGAAUAAGACAAAAAUGCAUGUAAAACACAAAUUUCUAAUUUGGAGUUACAAGGUUUUCUCACAACUGCAGUGUUACAUUCCCAAUUGGACUCCUAAAAUAUGAUAAUGUAGCAUUUCAUCACAGUUGAACUUAGGCCUGCUUGUGAAAUUGCAAUUUUGUUUCAAAAUAUUGUUGUGCUCAGAAUAUUGAUAUCUUUUAGUUUUUGGUCAUCCUGAUUUACCAACAGGUACGCUGCUAAUAUUCUAGGAUAUUGCACGACUGUUGAAGUGAUGUUUCACUUAGGUACGACAUGAUUGUCUUUUUUAAAGUUCUAUCCUCAUUUGACUUUGUGAGGGAUAAACCAAGAAUAUUAUGUUGUGCGUGGAUUAACCACCAGCAUUCAGUUUUUUCUUUUUUUUUUUCUUUACCUAAGUUAUCACAAAGGGAAGAACUACAUUGUGAAAAAUUCCCUGACUAAAAUAAAAAUAACUACGUCUGCAGCUAGGGAAGCGGGAAGUGAUGCAAACAGAUUAUGAUUGCUAUCUGUGAUGGCCUGUUUACAGUCAGAACAGAUUACCAGUUUGUUGGGUGGCAUGUGAUCAUAUUGCUUUAAAAGCAAUAAGAGCAUAGUAGCUAAUAAGUGAAUGUGAAUACUGUGAGUUAAAUCAUUGUAAAUGAUAAAUAUAUUGCAAGAGCUUGUCUUUUAAAUUGAGAGCACAGUUUGGCAGUUGACGUUACUAAGUUCAUUAACUUUUUUUUAAUGCUGAUUUUGGGUCAAACUUCCAAUUCUUGGUAUCUGUGUUGUGCCAACAUGGUUGUAAUUGUCUACUUGUGCCUGUAUUUUGAGAAGAUAAUGAUGCCCAUGGUAAUAAUCCAUGAGUUGAAUGCUACUGACUGUGUACGUUGUUUAUUGUUUAUUUUCUGUCGCCCCCUGAAA
Molecule: messenger RNA, 4828 nt
Organism: Perca flavescens (yellow perch)
Lineage: Eukaryota; Metazoa; Chordata; Actinopteri; Perciformes; Percidae
Gene: zbtb44
Product: zinc finger and BTB domain containing 44
Exons: 6
Coding region: 334-2349 (671 amino acids)
Biological process (GO): regulation of transcription by RNA polymerase II
Molecular function (GO): protein binding; RNA polymerase II cis-regulatory region sequence-specific DNA binding; DNA-binding transcription factor activity, RNA polymerase II-specific
Source: RefSeq, a predicted model, not a curated record